UAGCGUCAUGAAAAAACUGAUGCGAAAACGAAAGUACGUUCUGAGUCAUAACAAAUGAGUUUUCGUUGUUGACGUUAAUAUGUUGAGUUUUAUUGCAAUGAAAAUUUUAUAUUAAAAUUUCAUUCUCAAUAUACUUUUUAAAAUUUUAAGAUAGUGUAAAAAUCAUUUCUUAAUGCAAUGUUUUUGAAAAUUAUAAUUUAAAAUGUCAAAAUACCUCUUAAUUUUAAAUUAAAAUUUUGGUAAGAAUUUUUCAAAAAUUCCCAAAAGGGACAUUCCUACUCUCCAUUGUAAAUCUGAGCCAAAUUGAUUACAUUGAGACUUUACAGAAGAUUUUCUUAAAAAUUAUUCCUAUUCCACCAAGGAAUUUAUUUUAAACAAUGUCGGCACCUACUGAUUCAAAACUUAUAAUCCCUUUUGUGCCAUCACUUUUUCACUUUUCUGUGGUAAAAGUAGCUUUAAAAUUGUCCAAACAUAUUGAUGCUACAACUUGCUUAAAGCUCUUUAAACAAAUGAGGCGAUCUGAUCCGGAAAUUUUUUAUGAAACUGACUCUAACUCUAAUUCUGAGAUAGAUAAAGCAAAGGAGAAGUUACUUAUAAUUCCUGCACAUUUAAGAGAGAAUGUAGUGCAGGCAAUUCUAGGCUUGGAUGCUGCUGUUAAAGAAUGGCAUUCGGACCAUGAAGGUGCAUUUCGUUCAAAGAAUAUAGAUGAAACCUUUGAAUGGAAAUCUAAUGGGGCAAUUGACAGAAUUAAAACGAUGCAGCAAUUGCUUCUAAAAAAAGAUGUUGAUAUCAAUUUGAGGUUUUAUUUAGCUUGCUGUUACUUUUUGGAAGAAAGUAUAAAGACUUUGUGGGCAGAAAUGGAUGUAAAUGAUAAAAGGUCAAUACCUGGUAAUCCCUGUACACGAUUUUGGGUUAGAAGGAUGCACGAUGGAUGUGUGGUUCAAUGGAUAAAGGACAUUCCAGAAUACCUACACCUUUAUUGGGAAUAUCCCACCUGUUCCUUUGGUGCAUUCUUUCCUUUCUUGCAGCCACAAGAGAGGAUGAAGUUCCUUUACUCUAUAACAUCGAGUACAAAUGAUGAUUUUCUUUCAUGUACGUAUGCAGCAACUAAACAAGAACAAGUGCAUAUGUUAAAUUUGGAGGCUUUCAAAGUCCUUGUUGUCUAUUUGAAUUGGCCGCUGCAAAAUUUCUUUCUACAAAUAGUGGAAAAGAUGUGGACAUUUAUUGAUUAUCCUGUUUUUAAAAAAUUACUAAAUACUAUAAUCUCGUACUCAGUGAAGAAAUACGAUUUUGAUUAUGAACAACUUUUGGUGGACUUGUGGACAAGAAGCCCACAGGACUUCAAAGAAAAGGCAAAAGCAAGCCGAUAUCUCUCUGGCGAAAUUUCUUUCUGUUUCGGUUCAGUAAGGAGGAGGAAAAAAUAUAAAUCUGUCCCUUCAAAUUAAAUUAAAAAAAGAAAAGAAAUUAAUUACAUGCAAACUGGCCAGUAUUGGAUAUGUUGGUAACUGUUUACCUAAUUCUUUUUGCUAAAAGGAGAUGAAGGAUGCACCAUAGAUAUGGGGUUCAAUGGGUAAAGGAUGCUCCUAAAUACCUUGAUCUUUAUGAACGAUAUCCAACACAUACCUUCAGUGCGUUCUUUCCUUUCUUACAGCCAUAAGACAGGAAGAAGUUUCUUUCCUCUAUAACUAAUACUACAUCUAAUGAUUUACUUUUCUGUGUGUACGGAGCAAAUAAAGAAGAUAAAGUGCAAAUAUUAAAGAUGUAGGCUCCCAAACUCUUUCUUCUCUAUUGGAAUUGUCUGCUGCGGAAUUUCUUUCUACAAAUGGUGGAAAAGAUGUGGAAUUUCAUUGAUUAUCCUCUUUUUGAAGAAGUACUGCAUACUGUCUUCUCAUACAAAGUGAGGAAGCAGGAUUUUAGUCAUAAGCAGCUUUUUGUGGAACUUUGGGAAAGAAGCCCAAAUCACUUCAAGACAAAGGCAUGCCGGUGACUCUCCCGCCAAAGUAAUCUGUGUUUUCAUUCAAUAAAGAUAACGAGAAGAAAUCUUUAAUGAAUCUGUCAAUUCCAAUUUAGAUUGAAAAAAGAAAAGAAAUUAAUUAUAUUCUAACAGGCCAGCAAUGGAUAUGGCGGUAACUGUUUAACUAACUCUUUUUGCUACAAUAAUGUAUUUUUUAAAAUGUAAAUAAGAUAAUCUCCUUGUAAAAAAUGCAAUACAAAGUUUUAUAGCAUACAUGAAAAAAUAACUUCAGGCAUUUGUUUGUUAAGUGUUCAAAGUUUUAGAAUUGACUUUUUUUCAUAUUGUGUGAAAAAAAUUUUCCACUAAUUUAAUAUGUCAUUUUUUUAUUCUAUCUUGCUCAAAAUUGCAGUAAUAGAAAUUCCUUUGAUAAAUACAUUCUUAUCUUAAAUAAGUAUGAAUGCAUUAUGUUUUAAAUGUCAUGAUGAUAGUUUAUAGCAAUAUUGCUUUGAAACUUGACUACAUAUAAUAUUGACAUGAAUCAUAUUUGCAAACAUUGAAGGUUGUGUUAAGCAUGUCUCUAUUUAUUUCACUGAAAGAAUUCCUUCAUUUUGUGAAAAAUACAAAAGUAAAUUUAGAAAAAUAAAUGUAUAAAAGAUUUAUUUUAAAUAUUAUCAUUUGGUUUGUCCAAGACAAUAUUUGUGGUACUUGGUUUAACAAAUUAAAGAUAUUAAUUAUAGGUUUGAAUACAUAUUUUUGUAUUUUUAUUCUUGAAAUUUAUGAAAAUAAGUCACUCUUCAC
This is a messenger RNA of Argiope bruennichi, 2752 nucleotides long. RefSeq lists its product as uncharacterized. Bases 378 to 1445 code for a protein of 355 amino acids. The transcript is spliced from 2 exons. NCBI's taxonomy places the organism in Eukaryota, Metazoa, Arthropoda, Arachnida, Araneae, Araneidae. The record is from RefSeq and is a predicted model, not a curated record.